AUGUCUAAUUCGAUUGCGCAGCAAGAUGUGGCGGAGACAGAGCAUACAACUGAUCCUGUUGGAGUGGUAGAUACAGAGGAUGCUAAUCCAGCUGAUCAGGAUUUGGUAGGGAUGUCAGUGUGUUCGGUUGAUGAAGCAUAUGACAUGUAUAAUGAUUAUGCCUUUAGAGUAGGUUUUAGCGUGAGGAGGGGUAAGCAAAGAUAUAGUUCUGCUACAAAAACAAUGAAGACGAAGAUGUUCCAUUGUUCGAAGGAUGGAUUUAAAAGGAGUACAGGAAAAGGGUGUUAUUCUAAAAUUGAUGGUCGUACAGGUUGUGGUGCAUUUGUCCAAUUCGAUUUACAUGAGAAUGGGAUGUGGAUUGUUUCGAAGCAUGAGAAGUUGCAUAAUCAUGAAUUGGUUCCACCAAGCAAGAGUUACCUUCUAAGGUCACAUAGGAUGGUGUCUAGGAAUCAUAUAUCAUAUCUUACUGAUUUGAAGAGCAGUGGUGUGUCUGUUGCAGAUGGUGUAAGAUUCCUUAAAACACAAUCAGGGGGAUCACCACUUGUUGGGUUUACAAGUAGGGAUGCAUAUAACUCUCUAUGUACCGAUGCAUUGAACAGAUUGGAUGGUACCGAUUCAAACACAUUGAUUGAAAUAUUCAAACGGAGGCAGUCAAGUGAAAGGGAUUUUUACUUUGAUUUUGAGGUGGAUUUGGAGUCAAGGUUGUGUAGUUUUUUUUGGAGGGAUGGACGGAUGAGGAGAGACUAUGAUUUGUUCGGGGAUUUGCUAGUUCACGAUACAACAUAUCGUACUAACAAAUAUGACAUGAUUUGUGGAACUUUUGUUGGCACGAAUAACCAUUGCAUGAAUGUUAUGUUUGGAUGCGGUUUUUUGAUGAAUGAGAAGAUUGAGUCAUUUGUAUGGUUGUUUAAGACAUUUUUGAGAUCUAUGGAUUACAAAAGUCCACAAAGCAUAAUGACUGAUCAAUGUGCUGCUAUGGCUGCUGCAAUUGUUCAAGUUUUUCCAAGUUCACGACAUCGGCUAUGUAUAUGGCAUAUUGGCGAGAACUCAAAGAAGCACAUUAAAGGGUUAAGAAAUCAAAAAGAUUUCCUAGAUAUAUUCAAUUGCUUGUUGAAGUAUACGGAUACAGAGGCAGAGUUUGAAUUUUACUGGACGAGGAUGGUUACAACAUACAAAUGUCACAAUAAUCACUGGAUUGAAAAGUUGUAUGGGUGUAGAGAAAAAUGGUGUCUUGCUUUUAAUAAAGAUUAUUUUUCGGGUGGGAUUUUAUCUUCUCAAAGGAGUGAGACCACCAAUCACUCUAUUUCUAGAAGGUUGUCCAAGACAUCUGGUUUGUGUGAUUUUUAUAACUCUUUUGUUGGGGUCAUAUCAGAGUGGAGAAGUAGAGAGAAUGGGGAAGAUGUUCGGUGUUCACAAGGUGUACCCACAAUGGUGAUGGAUAAUGUUAAGAUUCUGUUGCAUGCUAGGGAAAUUUAUACAAUUGAGAUAUACUAUUUGUUUGAAGAACAAUUUUUGAAAGGUGGAUCAUGCUAUCAAGAGUGUGUGAUGUUGGAAGAUGGUGUGUAUAAGUAUCAUGUCUGGAGGCCUGAUGUUGAUAUUAUUAGGCAUGAAGUGGUGUUUAACAGUAGACAAAUGGACAUUGGAUGUAGUUGCAAGUUGUUUACUGAAUUGGGGAUUUUGUGUUGUCAUUGCUUACGCAUUCUAAAUGUGCAUUGUGUUUCUGAAGUCCCCGAGAAGUAUAUUUUGAAGAGGUGGACUAAAAAAGUUGUUGAAGUUGAUAAUGUUGAUAUAAUGUCUAGAGUUGAUAGUGGUAAUGGUGCAUCUUCUGUUUGGUUAUUAGAAAUCAUUAGGAAAUUUCAGAGGCUUGCUGUUUAUAGUCAGGAAAAUAUCGAAGGACGGAAGAUUUGUAAAGAAGCAAUUGCAGAUGCAAAGAGAAGACUUGAAGCUGAAUGUGGUGGCAGUUUAUUUGAAGAUUGUGACAUAGGAUCGACAAGUGGUGUUAUAAAGGAUCCAUCUACUAGGCGGAUGAAAGGGUUGCGGAAUAGGAGGGUGAGCAGCGUUACUUCAAAGAAAUAUAACAAAGCAAGGGGACGGAAGCAUCUUGUAAAUAUGGUUGCUUCCAAAAUAAAAUCUGCUGUUCACUUGUUCAGUCUCAAGUUGAUGUUGUCCCUUGCUGAUUGCAUGACUGUUUCCAUGUAUUCGUUUUUCUUCCACAUGAUGAUGUUUGCUGCAUAUUUUUCUCUAAGCGAUGUAAUGAAAGCAGCCUACAGUAAACAAAAGAUACAUGUUAAAAUUAGAAGAAACAAGAGAUAA
Molecule: messenger RNA, 2313 nt
Organism: Ipomoea nil (Japanese morning glory)
Lineage: Eukaryota; Viridiplantae; Streptophyta; Magnoliopsida; Solanales; Convolvulaceae
Product: protein FAR1-RELATED SEQUENCE 7-like
Exons: 4
Coding region: 1-2313 (770 amino acids)
Biological process (GO): regulation of DNA-templated transcription
Molecular function (GO): zinc ion binding
Source: RefSeq, a predicted model, not a curated record